UAACUCCCAGGAUCGCCGAGACUUAUGAAUAUUAACUACCAGUGAGGCCAAUCACAGUCUUGGUGUCAGAAAAGGGGGGGGACGUUCCACGCUGGUUCCUCAGAACCUGAAUAAAAACUGGACGUUUCCGUGGAAGAGAUGAAAGCUAAUCUUGUGCGCAUCUCCAAUCGCCAUUCGGUCAGAUUGUGAAGCCCUGACUGCAACACGUUAUUUAAUGGAUGGGAACAAAUAAUUUCAGGAACUUCAAGGUUCAACAUAGCUGGCUAAAAUGUAAUAUUACUGAAAAUAUUUCUGAAGAUGUUAUAGGUGUCACUCUCUAGUCAUAUGAGGUGGUCAUGGAGAAUCCGACUUCUUAUGGCAUACAUCAAAUCUGUGUUAUAUCUCUUUUACUAGUUUUUCUAUGUCCUCAACAUUGCCGGGGCAGUUGGAUGUGGCUCGGCAUUACUGCUGUGGGAGUUCCCGAGAAGAUGGGAUGCGCAAAUCUGCCGCUCACGAACAAACAGAAGGAUAUAUGUAAAAGAAAGCCGUAUCUAUUACCAAGCAUCAAAGACGGCGCGCGCCUGGGGAUCGCCGAGUGCCAGACGCAGUUUAAGCACGAGCGAUGGAACUGUUCUACGACAAAAGAGCUGUCUGUUUUCGGAUACGAGUUAACCAGUGGGACGAAGGAGACGGCGUUCAUCUACGCGGUGAUGGCGGCCGGGCUGGUGCACGCGGUGACGCGCUCCUGCAGCGCGGGCAACAUGACGGAGUGCUCCUGCGACACGGGCCUGCAGGGCGGCGGCUCGGCGGCCGAGGGCUGGCACUGGGGCGGCUGCUCCGACGACGUCAAGUACGGCACCUGGUUCAGCCGCCGCUUCCUCGACGGCCCCGCCCGGAACGCCUCCUCCGCCCACGGCGGCGACGCCCUGCUCGCCAUGAACCAGCACAACAGCGAGGCCGGGAGACAGGCCGUGGCUAAGACGAUGUCCACAGACUGCCGUUGCCACGGCGUCUCGGGGUCGUGCGCGGUGAAGACGUGCUGGCGGACGCUGGCGCCCUUCGGGCGGGUGGGCGCCUUCCUGAAGGAGCGCUACGAGGGCGGGGCGCAGGUGCUGGACCGCGCCCGGCGCAAGGUGCGCCGCAAGGAGCGGCUCCAGCGGCGCGUGCCCGUCGCCCGGGACGAGCUCGUCUUCCUCAACAAGUCGCCCAACUACUGCCUGGAGGACCGGCGGGCGGGCGUGGCGGGCACGCGCGGGCGGCGCUGCCACCGCGGCUCGGCGGGGCCCGGUGGCUGCAACCUGCUGUGCUGCGGGCGCGGCUACAACACGCACGUGGUGCGGCACGUGGAGCGCUGCGAGUGCAAGUUCGUCUGGUGCUGCUACGUGCGCUGCCGCCGCUGCGAGAGCAUGAACGACACCUACACCUGCAAGUAGGGCGCUUCCGCCCCACCCCCCUCCCCCCCGCCAGCGUGGCCCCCCCCCCGGGGGGGUCGAGACACAGACAAGGGAGGGGGGGGGGGCGGGGUGGGGGAUGGGGGUAUGUGGACCUGCCGCGGCAGCGGAGGAGUCUUCCUCGCUACGGAUAGCGGGGGGACGUGACGCAUCUCCCUUGUGCUAACUCAGGAAAAGGAAGUACUUAUUAGGCGUACGAAAAGUGGGGCUGGCCGUUUCCGACCCCAGGGCGCGCGCACCACGUCGGACAGCAGGGGGCGAUCAUCACUUCUCGGUGCUGCCUGGGCCUUUAGAAUCCAGACACUAGAGUAAACUAAACACAGCAAUAUGCAAAAAUCAGCAUUGGGACUGGAAACUGGGAGCUGGGACUCCUGCACGGAGACAUUCCGGCUCAUUCCGGGAGGGACUGAGAGAGAAGCCCCUGCAGAAUUUCAGCGCACCGUGCAAAGGGAAAACAAGGCCGGUCUGUGGAAUUGGAGGAGCCGUGUAAAUUCUGUAGAUUUCGUUACUGGUCUUGCAGCUGAAAGAGCGCGAGAACGUGCUCACGUCCACCCUUCCCACACCUCAGCUCCUGUUAGGGAAACAGAUUAAUUAAUGUAAUCAAGUGCGAGGUAGAAGAACAAAGAAAAUAAUAUUUUUUUAGAAGUUCAGCUUCGAUACUGAAAUGUUUCAGAUCCACAGAGACCUUAAAAAACGAUUUUCAUACAUGGUUGGUCCACAAAUAAUUUACAUGGAAUUAUUUUAAAGUUUUUUUUCUCAAUAUUUUACAUAACAUAAAUGUUUUACAUUACAUAUUUAUUUUUCAGUUCAAUUAAACAUUUUGUGUGCAGAAAACAUAAAAAAAAGUAAAGCUAUUAAUUAACGCACAUUUGAGAGAAAGAAAAAAAAAUUACUGUACAUUUCCUAAAUGCAUAUACAGGUCAAUAUAUAAAAUUAAGAAGUAUUUUUUGUAAACGGCAUUUCAAUUGUUUAUAUAGUGUAAAUAUUAAAUUAUACAAAUGUCUCUGAAGGAAAAGCCUUCCAUAAGCAACUUAUUAUUAUUUCCUGUUUACUGUGCAUAUUAUUUAGGUGUAUAACCAUUUUUCUGUGUUUGUCGUGCCCUUUAUGUGCCUACGGAUAUGUGUUACAGAUAUGUGCCUAAUUACACACCAUAUUUAGGAGGUGAGCACAUAAUGUUAAAGCAGUAGCAUCCCAAUACGUAGCUUGUCAGAUAAAACGCAUUUAGGUUCAGCGAUCGGCUCUUAGGAACGGACGGUUUGUUUCUGAGCAACUUCCCCGUGGGGUUCUCUUCCCUCUCUGUCGGGGGCGUCCGAAUCUCGUCUCUUUGCCGUGGGAGU
Anguilla rostrata (American eel) is the source of this 2767-nucleotide messenger RNA. It is a transcript of the gene wnt16, whose product is annotated as wingless-type MMTV integration site family, member 16. The record is from RefSeq and is a predicted model, not a curated record. NCBI's taxonomy places the organism in Eukaryota, Metazoa, Chordata, Actinopteri, Anguilliformes, Anguillidae. Gene Ontology annotation, biological process: canonical Wnt signaling pathway; cell fate commitment; neuron differentiation. Bases 336 to 1412 code for a protein of 358 amino acids. The transcript is spliced from 4 exons. Gene Ontology annotation, cellular component: extracellular region. Gene Ontology annotation, molecular function: frizzled binding; cytokine activity.